Molecule: messenger RNA, 243 nt
Organism: Kuraishia capsulata CBS 1993
Lineage: Eukaryota; Fungi; Ascomycota; Pichiomycetes; Pichiales; Pichiaceae
Exons: 2
Coding region: 1-243 (80 amino acids)
Cellular component (GO): spliceosomal tri-snRNP complex; U2-type prespliceosome; Lsm1-7-Pat1 complex
Molecular function (GO): RNA binding
Source: RefSeq, a predicted model, not a curated record
AUGACUUUGAACUUGACACUAACCGCUCGAGCAGUUGCGGGAACUCUGAAAGGCUAUGAUCAGCUGAUGAACCUUGUUCUGGACGAGGUUGUUGAAACAUUGAAAGACACCGAGACGGGAGCAAAGACAGGAGAAAGAACCUUGGGAUUGAUCGUGGUAAGAAGUACCGGUUUGCUGACGAUAUCACCAGCUGAGGGCUCCGAGAUCAUCGAUAACCCAUUUGUUACAGCGGCUCAGGAGUAG